This is a messenger RNA of Tremella mesenterica DSM 1558, 1290 nucleotides long. RefSeq lists its product as uncharacterized. Bases 1 to 1290 code for a protein of 429 amino acids. The record is from RefSeq and is a predicted model, not a curated record. The transcript has 2 exons. Lineage: Eukaryota; Fungi; Basidiomycota; Tremellomycetes; Tremellales; Tremellaceae.
AUGGAGGGUAUGAGGGGUAGACAUGGUAUAAAGACCUUGAAUCAACCUCCUGAGACAUUUGCCACUCCGUAUACUCUUCCCAUGUCAACUUUGAGGAUUGACACUUCCUUCACGCAACAGUGGAACCAAGCGCGAAUAUCGUCCGCCGGAAUCGGUCAUUUAAGUCGCACCCCGGUCUUCAGACCGAGAAUAUUGGCGGUCACCUUACAUGGGCUUGAAGCUGAAGCUGUAGAACAAAACUGCAAGGUAGAGGGAACAUGGCUAUGGCCUUAUGCCGACGGAAAACAACCUCUACCUCAGGGUACACAAUUGUCCGUGAAUUUGGAAGUCUCGGUACCCCCUGAUAGACUCUGUACCUUGUGCGUAACCCCACUUCACGAAGCGUGUUGGAUCGUAAAGUGGAAUGAGGAUAUUGCAACACUUGUACAUCCUGAACAUUUUGGGCUCAGGGAGGAUGGGCAGUUGCAAGUCUUGACAAACAUGGAAUGGGAACCAGAUGUGUCAGGUCUUGAACAGGAAGCUGAUGUGUCUACAAGAUGGAGGGGAUCAAGGAGCAAUCCACACGCACUUGACCCAAAUCGUGUAGAUGAGAACUGCGUAAAAUUUAAUUGGCUUAAACCGCACCAUAUUAUAAAAGGGUUGCCGCCUGGCACUCUUGUAUCCACUUCUUUCAAAAAUUUAGAUCAAAAAGAGACGCUUUGUGCCAUCUGUGAUACCAUUGUUGACCGGGGUGUUUGGCUGGUGAGCCCAUAUGAAGAUUUUGCUGUGAUGGUUCAUUCCAAGGACAUCAAUGUAACUAUGCAGAGGGGAGUGCCCUGUGUCAUGUUUGCUCCAAAAACAGCAUCAUCAACUCAGGCAGGGUGGACAUUCUCAGCUCAAGAAAGAGGCAAGGACAAUGACACGACCAACACAUCCCCCAACUUUUGCUCUUGGCGAGUGAAAGCAAAGGGUCACAGAAAGAUCAAACCCAAUGUCAUAACCCAGUGCUGUAAAAUUCAAGACUGGCUCACACCAGUGUACCAAUACUCUGAGAGUAAAACAGAGUUACCUCGUGGAACUAGGAUAUCUGAAACUUUCUUCAUUGAGUGGUACCCUGAUCUUCCAUGCCCCAUUUGUAAAACUGAAAUACAAAGUGGUGUCUGGGUGAUCCAGCUCAAAACCGAUAUUGCCACGAUGGUUCAUGCAUCGGACAUAAUUACUGUGAGAGAAGGCAGCCGUGCAAGGUACGCUCUACAGGCAGGAGAGAAACCUCCCCCCAUGGCUCUCCCUUCUCCUGCUGGAAGCUCAUGA